This is a messenger RNA of Neocloeon triangulifer, 2658 nucleotides long. RefSeq names its product histone-lysine N-methyltransferase MECOM-like. The transcript has 8 exons. Bases 142 to 2397 code for a protein of 751 amino acids. Gene Ontology annotation, molecular function: RNA polymerase II cis-regulatory region sequence-specific DNA binding; DNA-binding transcription activator activity, RNA polymerase II-specific. Gene Ontology annotation, biological process: regulation of transcription by RNA polymerase II. Lineage: Eukaryota; Metazoa; Arthropoda; Insecta; Ephemeroptera; Baetidae. Gene Ontology annotation, cellular component: nucleus. The record is from RefSeq and is a predicted model, not a curated record.
CUAGCUCAGUCAGUCGGUGCGAACGCGACGCGUGAGCUAGGCAGGCGCGCACGAUCGACCUGGUGUGCAAAUGUGAGCGACAAAAAUUGCUGUAGAGAAAAAAAGAGCACGGAGGAAGCACCGAUUUGCAGUCAGAGCCCAAUGGACCUCAGCACUCACGCACUGCAAGAUCGCGACGAGGAGCAGCAGCCGCCGGCCGCAGCACAACCUUCUUCUUCUUCUUCGGACAACGCCGCUCAUCAGGAGACGACGCCCGUGAAACAGGAGGUCGACGCCGAGUCGCCGGCCGAAGUGGCCGCCGCAGCUGCAGCCGCUGGCCUCAUGUGGCCGCCUCAUCCACUGCGUCUGUCUCAGCUGAUGGCCGCUGGAAAAUUGGUGCCCACCUGGCCGCACGACCUCUUCGACCACCACAAACACCCUUUCGACGUUUUGGGCAAGCAAGGAGGCCGAACCCGCGCGUGCCUCGAGAGUCCGUCGGCACAUUCCCACUGCGACACAGCCACUGAGUCCGAGACAGGCGACGACGAGACCGGCGACGAGGGUGACGACGACACCAUCCGCUGCCCUGACUGCGACAAACCCUUCGCCGACUUAGAAUCUUUGGACGAGCAUUUAGUUGCCGCGCACCGGUACCAGGCGGGUCAGCACAAGUGCGACCACUGCUCUGCGUCCUUCUGCUGGCGUCCGUGUCUUCUGCGUCACAAACACACGCACGGCGAGCAACGCAAGUACCCGUGCGAGAACUGCCCAAAGGUCUUCAGCGACCCGAGCAACCUCCAGCGGCACAUCCGCGCGCACCACGUGGGCGCCCGUUCGCACGCGUGCCACGAGUGCGGCAAGACGUUCGCCACCUCGAGCGGACUCAAGCAACACACGCACAUCCACUCGAGCGUCAAGCCGUUCCAGUGCGAGGUCUGCCUCAAGGCGUACACCCAGUUCUCCAACCUGUGCAGACACAAGAGAAUGCACGCCGACUGCAGGUCGGGACCAAUCACUCAACCUCAAUUCUUCUCGUCUCAGAUAAAGUGCCACCGGUGUGGACAGGCAUUCAGCACAGUCACUUCGCUGUCCAAGCACAAGCGUUUCUGUGAUUCGAGUCCUCCGAGUUCAGCGUCGAGCGGCUCGAGCUGCUCAAACGGGUCUUUGGCGCCGCCGCCGGCGCCGCCUCCACUCAACACCAACCCCCUGCUGCAAAUGUACCCGCGGCCGUUUUAUCAGCCCUUCCCGGCGCUCUUCGCGCCCUCGGCCCAACCCUUCCUCGGCCUCCUCACGCACAAAAUGAUGCAGCAGCAUGAGGCGGCCAAGGAGGAGGCGGCCAAACAGGCGGCCGCCGCCCCGGCCGCCGCCGAGGCGGGACAGCAACGGCCCUCGCCGCGUCCGGCCACCACCUACCCGAAUCCUCGGGAGGCGCUGCCGUCGCCGACCAAUCGGCGCCGCGCCCCACCCUCGCCGGUGGCGCUGACGGCGCGUGGCGAUGCCGCGUCGCCGCCGCAGCCCCAACCCUUGGAUCUGCGUGUCGGCGCCAAAAGGGACUCUGAAGACGAGCCUGAUAGUCCGCCGCCCGCCAAACGCACCUCCAGUCCUUCACAGGUGCGGCCACAGGCGCCACCGGCGCCUGAGGAGGACGACGAAGAACUCGAAGUUGAUGACAAAGUGAGUCGUUUUUUGGAGAGGGAUUUGAGGCCUGCAGUGGCGUGUCCCCUGCCUCUGCACCCGUUCGACGCGUUCAUGUACCGACCUGCGUCGUUCCCACCCUCGUUCCACCCACCCCUGCACCUGCUGCCGACGCCGCGAGCCUUCGGGCUUGCACCGUCGCCACUCAGCCCCAGGCUUGGGUUUGCGCAACCACCCUUCAAACCCAUGCACGAGGUCGGAGGCGGCACCGCCCCUGCCCCAAACAAGCAAAAGGACCGAUACACGUGCUCCUUCUGUGGAAAGGUUUUCCCGCGUUCGGCGAAUCUGACGCGUCACCUGCGGACGCACACCGGCGAGCAGCCGUACAAGUGCAAGUACUGCGAGCGUUCAUUCAGCAUCUCGUCAAAUCUGCAGCGCCACGUGCGCAACAUCCACAACAAGGAGAAGCCGUUCAAGUGUCCACUGUGCGAGCGCUGCUUUGGCCAGCAGACCAACCUGGACCGGCACCUGAAGAAGCACGAGGCCGAGGAGGCCGGCGGCGUCCUGCUCGACAGCCCCGCCUCCAGCAACGAUGACCAGGCCUCCGUCUUCGACGAGAUCCGCUCCUUCAUGGGCAAGGUGGCGGGGUACGCCGCCUCCGGCGUCGGGGGCGGCCCCGGCGGCCCCCAGCCCCCGCUCUUUGACCUCUCCCGCACCCUGGUCAACAACAAUAAUAACUUGAAGCGGCCGCAGAAUGACGACCCCAUCGCCAUCUCCAGCUAGAGUGACCUGUUCGACCUCUGUCCUCCCUCCCUCCCCCACCACCUCCUUGUAAAAAGGAGAAAUAAAAGAAAGUGCAUCGGACACUGUCCCUGUUGAGGUGUUGAAUUAAUUAUUAAUUAAUUAUAUUGUCUUCUUAGUCAUCUCGAGCCAAAGCUUUUCAGUCACACCGCCGUCGGCUAGUUUGGUAGGCACCCAAGUUGUUACAAAACAAUUGUAUUGUAUAAAAAAAAAAAAAUUACUUAAGAAUCUCUCACAUGUGUC